AUGGCGUCGCUUCCUGGUGUAGCCGUUGUGACGGGUGCAGGAGGAACGGGCAUUGGUGCCGCUGUCUGUAAGGGCUUCGUGCGCUCUGGCUGUGUGCAAAUUGCCAUCACCGACAUCAACCCAGACACUCUCAAUCAAACAAAAGCAGCACUCCUUGCUAUCAAUCCGUCUGCUGAAAUCAUUGUUCGCGUGGGGGACAUUGCUGAUGAAAGCUUUGUCGAUUCGUUCAUGAACGAGGUUUUCGACCAGUUCCAUCGACUUGACUAUGGCGUCAACUGCGCGGGCAUCCUUGGAGGCGACGUCAUCAAGGCCGUGGAGAUGACGACUGAGCACUUUGAUCGGCUGAAUAACAUCAAUUACAGGGGCUCAUGGCUCAGCUGUCGUGCACAACUAAGAAACAUGCUGAAGCAGGAGCCGCUCAAGGAGCACCCAAAGCAGAGAGGCGCCAUUGUCAACAUUGCAAGCCAGCUCGGCAUUGUAGCAAGGCCAGGUGCUGCCGCAUAUUGUGCCUCCAAAGCUGCCAUCAUCAACAUGACGCGAGCGAAUGCCAUCGACUACUCUGAUGAUGGAAUACGCGUCAACUGUGUCUGCCCUGGUGUCAUCGAAACACCCAUGACUACCACCUCGCCAGCCAUGGUGGAAGCUUUGAAGCCGGCCAUCCAGAUCGCACCAAUGAAAAGGAUGGGUACACCGGAUGAAGUCGCAGACGCCGUUUUGUUUCUGUGCUCCGCACAGUCAUCCUUCAUUCAGGGUCAUGCACUGGUAGUAGAUGGUGGUUAUACGAUCAACUAA
Molecule: messenger RNA, 792 nt
Organism: Pyrenophora tritici-repentis Pt-1C-BFP
Lineage: Eukaryota; Fungi; Ascomycota; Dothideomycetes; Pleosporales; Pleosporaceae
Product: FabG, Dehydrogenase with different specificities (related to short-chain alcohol dehydrogenase)
Source: RefSeq, a predicted model, not a curated record